AUGAAGUCUAGUAAGAAGAUUAUCUCGAAUGUUUUAGAGCAUAUAUCUUCUUCUGGGAGAAUUGUAGGACAAAACUCGGAAGUGUCAUCUUCAUUUCAUAAAUCGGUGGCAUUAUCAUAUAAUAGUUACAAUCCAUCAUUAAAUAAAAAGGAUUUCAAUUCAAUUAUCUCAGAGAAUAUUUUCUCGAGAAUUGAUACUGGAAGUAUUGACUUUAAAUUGAUUAAGAAAAGGGACCCCAAAUAUUUUCAGUUUAAAGAUAAAUACUAUUUGAUUUUCCCUGAUUUUAAUAAUUUGAAUGAUUAUUUACACAGUACACAAAACUCUAAAAUAAAUAGAAUUAGAGUCAAAUUUAAACCAAUAUUGAAGGAUUCUGAAGAGUUUAGUAAGGUACAAAAUAUAUACAAAAAAUACUGUAGAAAUCUGUCGUGUGCAUACAAUUCGAGAAAAUCAUAUUAUAAUUCAAUUGCUGAAGAUGUUCCAAAUGAUUUCGAUACCAGUGAAAUAUCAAAAAUUGAAUCCAAAUCAUUACUUAUUUGGAAUCUACCAAAUGAGCUUUCACCCGCAGAGAUCCAAAAUUUUUUCUGGUUUUAUGACAUCAAACAUUGUUUCAAAUUGUAUUGGGACGAUAAUCAUAGUUUAUCCUUUGUAGCAUUCAAUAAUAUUCUCGACUGUAAUAAAUUUGCCAGAAAUUUCCAUGGUGCUCUGUUUAAUAAUGACAAGAAUCAAAAAUUGCUAAUUGAUAACUUAUAA
Messenger RNA from Kazachstania africana CBS 2517, 750 nucleotides. It is a transcript of the gene PET54, whose product is annotated as Pet54p. The coding region runs from base 1 to 750 and encodes 249 amino acids. Lineage: Eukaryota; Fungi; Ascomycota; Saccharomycetes; Saccharomycetales; Saccharomycetaceae. The record is from RefSeq and is a predicted model, not a curated record. Gene Ontology annotation, molecular function: nucleic acid binding. The transcript has a single exon.